UCACGAAACGUCAAAGCAAUGUGCGAAAUGUCAACCCGUUUCUCUUUCUCUAUAUCCGGUCAGCCAUAAGACCUCCUUCAAGAUGAGGAAAAUUAUGAAACAAGGUAAAAUCGUAAUCGUCCUUAGUGGACGUUACGCGGGUCGUAAGGCCAUCAUUGUGAAAACUUCAGAUGACGGCACACCGGAGAAGCCCUUCGGACACGCGCUUGUCGCUGGUAUCGAUCGGUAUCCACGCAAGGUGACCAAAAAGAUGGGCAAGAACAAGUUGAAGAAGAAGUCCAAGAUAAAGCCUUUCUUGAAAGUGUUGAACUACAAUCAUUUGAUGCCCACCCGUUAUGCUGUGCACGAUAUCUCGUUCGAAAAAUUGUCGCCAAAGGAUCUUAAAGACCCUGUUAAGAAGAAGACACAUCGUUUCCAGACGCGCGUCAAAUUUGAAUCCACCUACAAGGAGGGCAAGAACAAGUGGUUCUUCCAAAAGCUGCGUUUCUAAACCAACAACAUUUGGAUUACUUGAUACGUAGUUAAUUAAGCCCCUUUAAUUUUUAUACAUUUAAAAACAUAAUUUUCUAUGUUUUAAUUGUGUGGAAGAAGUGUUAGAAGUGAUACAGUUGGUGGUAAGAUUGUUGGAAUCCAAACAACAGCAGUCUUUAAAUAAAGUGAUUCUAAAAAUCAAA
This is a messenger RNA of Rhagoletis pomonella (apple maggot), 674 nucleotides long. RefSeq names its product 60S ribosomal protein L27 (gene RpL27). The record is from RefSeq and is a predicted model, not a curated record. Gene Ontology annotation, molecular function: structural constituent of ribosome. The transcript is spliced from 2 exons. Gene Ontology annotation, cellular component: ribosome; cytosolic large ribosomal subunit. Bases 83 to 490 code for a protein of 135 amino acids. Gene Ontology annotation, biological process: translation. NCBI's taxonomy places the organism in Eukaryota, Metazoa, Arthropoda, Insecta, Diptera, Tephritidae.